AUGUGCGACUUUGAGACAUGGCACGCGGAAGAUGGCAUGCCGAAGCCUCGAAGCUUGUCUGCUGUGAUCUUCCUGGACAAGAAUGCAGAGCACAAUGGUGCGCUGAUGGUGAUUCCUGGGUCCCACAAGUCCUUCCUGCGUUGUUCCGGUCGUCAGAAGAAUGCAAACUGGGAGAAGUCCCUGCAAUCGCAGGUUUACGGCACGCCAUCGGAGGAUCACAUUCGCCAGCUGGCGGAGAAGCAGGGUAUCAAGCACUGUGUGGGCGAAGCCGGGGAUGUCCUGUUCUUUGACUCCAACUUGCUCCAUGCUUCCAGUGGGAACCGAUCGCCCUUCUCUCGUCGCAACCUCUUCGUGGCAUUUAACAGCUGGACCAAUCGACUACAAGCCCCAUUCUACGCCGAGGAAAAGCGGCCAGAGCACGUAGCUCACCGGGAGAGAAUCACACGCUGUGACCGAACGCCGUAG
This is a messenger RNA of Effrenium voratum, 465 nucleotides long. The record is from the annotation of a GenBank genome assembly. Lineage: Eukaryota; Dinophyceae; Suessiales; Symbiodiniaceae.